UUGUGCACAACAAAAAGGAAUUCGAUUCCCAAAUUUGUUCCGAUGGCGUAUCUAUAUCGUUGGUAAAGUGAUUGUAAUUGUGAAUACAAUGUUAUUUUUGUUGUUCUCAUUUUGUUAGGUGAAUUUGCGUAUAUUCAGCAAGCGAUAUCACUGGGAUGCGAAACAAGGCCGACGUAAUGCAAAAGCCGAACGAAUCACACGAUUGUUUACUUUCGAAGAGCAAGCUGAUCGUAAUCGAAUUGCAGCUAUGAUUGGUGAAAUGCCAUCGCCAAAAGGACCAUCAUGGCGUUCGUACAUUGAACAUCGAUUACGUGUAAUGAAUGAUGGCAUUGAAACAUAUUCAACCAAACAGUAUACACGCUUAGGACUGGACAAGUAUAUCGAAUCGGUUCGUGCAAUCGACAAGACGGCAUGCAAAAUGGUUCACAAUCAACCCUCAAUCUUCUACAUGGGAGCCAGCGGAUCAACACCAGCUAAUUCACUAAUUAAGAUUAAGAAACAUGUGCGAUGUCCAGGCACACGGAAGCUGCUUGCAGCCAUUAUGAAACGUGGCAAUUGCAUCAUUCGAAUGGUCGAUGAAUACAUGACAUCACAACAUUGUCCAUUGUGUUUCAAACGAUUUCCACUAGAAACUCGACGUGAUCGAUACAAGACAUGUGUGGGUUGUGAACCAAAUCCAAUUGUUGGCUUACCAACACUCAUUGUAACCAAUGUAAGCAAACGAUUACUACAAAUGCGACGAACAAUUGAACGAAUGUGGCGCGAGAUGCGAGAUAUGGGCGAUGUCAUUGCUGCAACUCUUCGAGAUGGACCGAAUGCAGGUCGAUUGGUGUCAAAGAAGCAACGCUUCUUCAAAACAUGGCUACCAAAUGUCACAAACUUUGAAAUUGAGGGAGCUGCCGGAGCACGACCAACGCUCACAAGUGUAUGGCAUCGUGAUAUCGCUGCAGCGGAGCUGAUCCUCUACAAAGGUGAAUGCGUGGUGUUCAAGCGGACAAUUCAUCCAAAUGUACGGAGACCACGCCGUGUUGUCAACAAUCAGCCAUUGCCGUUGUAUCGAGGUCAGAAUCAGAAUGUCAACAAUGGACAUCUGCAGCUGCAGUAGUAGCAGCCUUCCAAGGGAAUGGCACGUAUAUGAGAGACAUGUCGACGUGCCAAAC
Contarinia nasturtii (swede midge) is the source of this 1160-nucleotide messenger RNA. RefSeq lists its product as uncharacterized. The coding region runs from base 248 to 1105 and encodes 285 amino acids. NCBI's taxonomy places the organism in Eukaryota, Metazoa, Arthropoda, Insecta, Diptera, Cecidomyiidae. The transcript is spliced from 2 exons. The record is from RefSeq and is a predicted model, not a curated record.